Molecule: messenger RNA, 1910 nt
Organism: Cervus elaphus (red deer)
Lineage: Eukaryota; Metazoa; Chordata; Mammalia; Artiodactyla; Cervidae
Product: zinc finger protein 548-like
Exons: 3
Coding region: 223-1833 (536 amino acids)
Biological process (GO): negative regulation of transcription by RNA polymerase II
Molecular function (GO): DNA-binding transcription repressor activity, RNA polymerase II-specific
Source: RefSeq, a predicted model, not a curated record
UCCGGCGUUUGCCUUGUAGUCUUUGAGCUGGCGUCCCGCUGCUCACUUGUUCAGGGGUUCUUAGUCGCUUGGUGGGCACCGAGGAGACGGGACGGGAAGCGAGAGGAGAGGCGUUGGCCCCGCUGCCCAGUGGCGGCUGUGAGGCCCCCUGAACCCGUGGUUGACGGCAGUGCCCUCGGUCCGUCCUCGCUCUUCCCACGGCUGGCGACCGAAGCCGCGGCGAUGACGCCAGCUCAGGGCUUUGUGGUCUUUGAGGACGUGGCCAUAUAUUUCUCCCAGGAGGAGUGGGGACUUCUUGAUGAGGCUCAGAGACUCCUGUACUGUCAAGUGAUGCUGCAGAACAUUGCACUUUUGUCCUCCGUAGGUUGUCGGCAUGGCACCCAGGAUGAGGUGGCCCUUUCAGAGCAGCAUGAUGUGGCUGCAAGGUCACAGGUCAAGACUCCAAAGCCAGGCCCAUGCAUCCAGAAGCCUCACCUGUGUAAGACGUGCGGCCCACUCUUGAAAGACACUAUGUGCCUGUCUGGGCACGGUGGGACACAACCUGAGCAGGAGGUGUCCACAUGUGGGGAGAGUCCUUCCCAGCAUCCAAAGGAGCCAUGUCAAAGGAGACUCCCUGGAUGGGGUGAGGGGAAGACUUUCUGUGUGAAGAACGACAGUGCUCACGUGACAGAUCAGACCUGGCCUUGUCGGGUGAAAGGGCAGGAGUUCCUAGCCCGAUCCAGCAUUCUCCAGCACCAGGCCCCUCACACGGAAGGGAAACAGCACAGUGACAUGGAGGGAAGGGCAGCCUCUGAAAGUAGACAGAAUGAUGACAAGCGCAGUGAAUGUGGGAAGACGUUUAGCCAAGAACACGCACUUGUUGAGCACCAGAAAAACCUUUGCUGUGAAAGCGGGAAGACCUUAAUCAGAAGGUUCCACCUGGUUCAGCAGCAGAAAACCGACACUGAGACAAGAUUCUCUGAGCAGCUUGGAUGUGGAAGGUUCUCUGCACAAAGGUCUGGCAUCACUGCACACCAUACAGUUCACACUAGGUCAGUGCCUUAUGAGUGCAGCCAGUGUGGGAAGUGUGUUAAGGACAGCUUCACACUCAGUGUUCAUCAGCGAGUUCACACAGGAGAAAAGCCAUAUAAGUGCAGCGAAUGUGGAAAAUUCUUUAGGUACAGCUUCACACUCAAAAGACAUCAGGAAGUUCACAUUGGAGAAAAACCAUAUGAGUGCAGUGUGUGCAAGAAAUUUUUUGUAGACAGCUCCAGGCUCAUUAUUCAUCAGAAAGUUCACACUCGGGGAAGGCGUUUUGAAUGCAGCAAAUGUGGGAAAUUCUUUAGGUACCGCUUCACACUUGAGAGGCAUCAGAAAGUGCACAUUGGAGAAAGGCCUUAUGAGUGCAGCGUAUGUGGGAAACUCUUUAGGCAUAACUCAAAUCACAUUAGGCAUCGGAGAAAUCACACUGGAGAAAGACCUUAUGAGUGCAGUGUAUGUGGUAGACUCUUCAGUCAAAACUCCCACCUCAUUCGGCACCAAAACGUCCACACCAGAGAAAAAACUUACGAAUGUAGCAAAUGUGGGAAAUUCUUUAUGGACAGCUCCACCCUCAUUAUUCAUCAGAGAGUCCACACUGGAGAAAAGCCUUAUGAGUGCAGAGAAUGUGGGAAAGUCUUUAGGUACAACUCCAGCCUCAUUAAACAUCGGAGAGUUCACACUGGGGAAAGGCCUUAUGAAUGUGUCAGCUGUGGGAGAGGCUUUAGCCAAAACUCCCACCUCCUUCGACAUCAAGAAGUUCACACUAAAGAAUACUGCAAACAGGGGAAGACUUCAAAGCAAAGUCUGGUCUGAUUUAGCACUGGGAUGGACUGCUAUCUAGGUGUUUAAAAUUUUUUUAAUUGUGAAGUGUAUGUAACAGAAUUUACAGU